Messenger RNA from Dreissena polymorpha, 4993 nucleotides. Its product is annotated as 5'-nucleotidase domain-containing protein 3-like. NCBI's taxonomy places the organism in Eukaryota, Metazoa, Mollusca, Bivalvia, Myida, Dreissenidae. Bases 3 to 1604 code for a protein of 533 amino acids. The record is from RefSeq and is a predicted model, not a curated record. The transcript is spliced from 17 exons. Gene Ontology annotation, molecular function: 5'-nucleotidase activity.
UCAUGGCGUCCGCUGUCAAGUGCGUCUGCAGAAAUGUCAAACUUUUGGCAAAUAAACACUGCGGGCUUUGCAUUUUGAUAUGCAAUCGUCAUCUUUCUUCUGUAACGUACGAUAGGUCGUAUUGGCAAAAGGUUUAUGAGGAAAGAAAACGAAAAAUUAAAGAUAUUCCUAUCAAUGCAAGCGAGGCGAACCGCAAAUACAACAUAUUCGUCAACAACGAAAUUAGUCUGGCUGAUAUUAAGGUGUAUGGCUUUGACUACGACUACACUCUGGCCCAGUACAGAGAUGACCUUCACUAUGUAUUGUAUGACCUUGGCAAGGAAUCUCUCAUUACAAAGCUCAAGUAUCCUGAAGGUAUCAGGGAACAGACAUUUAACCCACAGUUCAUACACAGGGGUCUGCAUUAUGACAUCAGAAAAGGAUUGCUUAUGAAGAUAGACUCAUAUCACCAUAUACAGCUUGGAACAGUAUAUAGGGGAACGACUCAACUGUCAGACAACGAGACUAUAGAGCUGUAUAAUGGUACCCAUGUUCCAAUAGAGGACAUGAACACAUUCUAUGGAUCAGGCCCUAUGCAUCAGCUGGUAGACAUGUUUGCACCUCCAGAGAUGAAUCUCAUCACGAAUGUCACCGAUUAUUUCAUUGCCAACAACAUUGCCUAUGACCCAGAGAAUGUGUUUUAUGAUAUAAAGAAUGCAGUGCAGGGGAUCCAUGUAUCAGGAUUGCUUCACAACACUAUCGUCAGUGAUCUAGAGCGUUAUCUGGAGAAGGAAGGGGAGACCAAGACUCUACUGGAGAAGCUGGUCAAUACUGGCAAUAAACUGUUCAUCAUCUCCAACAGUGGCUUUCCUUUCAUUGAUGCUGGUAUGAAGUACAUGGUGGGGCCAGGCUGGCAGGACCUCUUUGAUGUUGUUGUUGUAGAUGCCAGAAAGCCAAAGUUCUUCAAUGAGGCUUCUGGGCGUCCGUUCCGUCUGUAUGACCCACUGGAGUUGAGGACAUUUGAGCGGGUGAAAAUUCUGGAGAAAGGGAAAGUUUACCAACAGGGCAAUUUCAAGGACUUCCGCCACAUGACUGGUUACUAUGGCCCCAAGGUCUUGUAUUUUGGUGACCAUGUGUACUCAGACCUUGCAGAUCCCUCUCUCAAGCACAGCUGGCGUACUGGAGCCAUCAUUCCAGAACUGGAGACUGAGGUAGAGGUGAUAUCGACCCCUGAGUACAAGGCCACUGUACGCUGGCUGCUGGUGCUCCAGAGACUCCUGGAGGAGAUGCAGGGUGCACAGAACAGCUGUCAGGAGGCGGCAACAGAGGGAAGUUUGGACAUGAUACCUAGCCUGCUGGAAGAACGGGACGCCAUAAGGACCAAGCUUAAGGGCCUGUGCAACGAGAGGUUUGGCAGCAUGUUCCGUACACACCACAAUCCGACGUACUUCACGCGUCGCAUGGCCCGGUUUGCAGACAUCUACACGUCCAAGCUGACCAACUUGCUCCAGUAUUCAGACAAGCACACGUUCUACCCGCGUCGUACUCUGCUGCCACAUGAGCCCUUCCCCUUCCAUGACCCCACAAACCUUGUACAGGAGGUCGCUCAGAAUAGGAAGGGAUAGGCUGGGAUUCUUUGAUAGACUGGGAUAGUGGGAUUGUCUGUGAUCGGUUUAGCUGGAAUUGUGCGAUGGACUGGGAUCAGAUAGGCUGGGACAUAUUGAUAUGGUAAAUGUCAAGGCAAGAAAAUUAUUUAAAAAAAAUGAAGUUGUUGUAAUUUUUGUUGUGUGGUAACCUAUUGUUCUUUAAAUAAUUAUGAAAACUUCUAAGUUUUGUAUUGUUACGAUCACACAGACUUAAAGUUGUUCAAAACGAAGCAAUUAUUUUGACAUGUAUGAAAUGUUUGGUAAUGAAGUAUUGGUACCCUGUCUAAGAAGACAGUGGUGGCCUACAGGAGAUGAAAUGCAUUGUCGUACUACUUAUAUCCACAUCCAACUGAUUGGGGAAUGGUGGUAAAUGCUAUUUUUGUCCCCUACCGGUGAAAACGGAGGGACUUGUGGUUUGUGCUCUGUCUGUCUGUCUGUCACACUUUUCUGGAUCCUGCGAUAACUUUAAAAGUUCUUCAUAUUUUUUCAUGAAACUUGAAACAUGGAAAGAUGGCAAUAUGGAGAUUAUGCAUGUAAUUUCAUUUUUUUCCUUAUUAUGUCAAGAAUUCUGGUUGCCUAUUGCAACAAAAAACUAGAAAUAUUAACGGAAGACUAAAAAUAUUGCUGAAAAUAGUGGAUGCUGCAAUAACUUUAACAGUUCUUCAUAUUUUUAAUGAAACUUGAAACAUGGAAAGAUGGCAAUAUGGAAAUUAUGCAUGUAAUUUCAUUUUUUUUCCUUAGUAUGUCAAGAAUUCUGGUUGCUAUUGCAACAAAUACACUAGUAGAAAUAUUAACAAAUAGACUAAAAAUAUUGCUGAAAAUAGUGGAUGCUGCAAUAACUUUAACAGUUCUUCAUAUUUUUUCAUGAAACUAGAAACAUGGAUAGAUGGCAAAAUGGAGAUUACAUGUAUGCACAUCAUUUCAUUUUGUUCCUACAUCAAAAAUUCUGGUUACAAUGGCAACAUAUAGACUAGAAAUAUUUCUGACAAUGGUUGAGUUUAACCAUUAGGUGACUUAUAUUUCUUGGCAAUAGUCUUGUUAUUUUAAAAUUUGUUUUUAUUUUUCUUUUAAGCGAGUUCUUUCCAGUUAAUAUCAAACAUGUACAAAUAUUGAAUUAGACAUUGAACUUUUAUUCAACAUUUUAUGUCAGUUAUAAAAGUUUAACACUAUUUGGUGGAGUUUUACACACAUUUUAUACUAAAAUCGAUGCUAAUUCAACUGUCAUUUUAAGCUCAUCUAUUUUUUGAAAAAAAAUUAUGAGCUAUUGUUAUCACGUCGGCGUUGGCGUCGGCGUCCGGUUAAGUUUUGCGUUUAGGUCCACUUUUCUCAGAAAGUAUCAAUGCUAUUGCAUUCAAACUUGGUACACUUACUUACUAUCAUGAGGGGACUGGGCAGGCAAAGUUAGAUAACUCUGGCGUGCAUUUUGACAGAAUUAUGUGCCCUUUUUAUACUUAGAAAAUUGAAAAUUUUGGUUAAGUUUUGUGUUUAGGUCCAUUUUAUUCCUUAAGUAUCAAAGCUAUUGCUUUCAUACUUGCAACACUUACUAACUAUCAUAAGGGGACUGUGCAGGCAAAUUUAUGUAACUCUGACUGGCAUUUUGACAGAAUUAUGUGUCCUUUUUAUACUUAGAAAAUUGAAAAUUUGGUUAAGUUUUGUGUUUAGGUCCAUUUUAUUCCUACAGUAUCAAAGCUAUUGCUUUCAUACUUGCAACACUUAUUAACUAUCAUAAGGGGACUGUGCAGGCAAAGUUAUGUAACUUUGACUGGCAUUUGGACGGAAUUAUGGGCCCUUUAUACUUAGAAAAUUGAAAAUUUGGUUAAGUUUUGUGUUUUGGUCCACUUUACCCCUAAAGUAUCAUAGAUAUUGCUUUCAUACUUGGAACACUCGCAAACUAUCAUAAGGGUACAGUAAAAGGACACAGAGGCGUAUUUAGGUGGGGGGCUAGGGGGCUAAAGCCCCCCCAGCUGGCUGGCUAGACACGAUUUUAAAUAAAAAUGAGCCCCUUAGAGUUUCAAUCCACUUGUGUAUUUCCUGUCAUAUGUUCCUAAUUAAGCCAUAAACAGCUGUCGAUUUGUGUGAUUAGCCCCCAGGCAUGUGUACAGACGAUCUAACCUUUGUCAGCUAAAGUGCACGGUUCAUUGACUGUAAGUAAUAAACUGCGCUAUUUGAUUGGCUGAAGAAGAUACAUUCAACUAAUGAAAUUCAUCCAUACAUUUAGUUAUAGAUAAAUGUUUACAAAUGGCUGCCGCUUGAGACUUGUGAAAAACAAUAUUUCAAUUUGUAGCAAUUAAAGAGUUUAGACGAACGCAAUGGACAAUCAUAAUUAUUUUUUCGGUAAUUUCUUUGAUGAAUUUAAUUGGUAUUAGCUCUUUAGAGUGAUAAUCCUUUUGAGUAACAAGUUAUUGCCAGUGAAAUUCAACUGCACACUUAAUGAAUGGCAAUUAUUUUGUUUUGUUUUGGUUUUCUUACAAAUCCGGCUAACUGCUUUGAUGUUCAUCCAUAGUUUUUAAAAUUAAAAAAAGACUCAAAAAGGAAGAAUAACUUUGCUAUAUGAAACUAAAUCAUUUUCUUAAAGCGUGACAACAUCGAGGCAGCAACACCCGAAUUAAACUACACAAGAAACCUAACGACUCCCUUUAUUGACACUUUUGUGAACGAAAUGGACCCCCAAUUCAGUGAUUUGCAGACUAAUGCAGCCAUGGGCUUGAAGUUUAUACCUGAACAAAUGUGCUCCUCUCCUGUCAGUGCUAGUGACCUUGAAUGGUUCAAUGAUGAUCUCCCUUCCCCUCAGUUCCUUCCUGCCGAGUUGCACUUUACCCCUGUGUGUCUGUCUGUCCGUGUGUCUGUCACACUUGAUGUGUGAACUCAAGUUCUUAUUUGUUUUACAUGCACUUUUAUCAUGCAAAAUGCUGAUUAGAUAGCAGGAAAUCGCAUCAUUUCAAGGUGCCAUUUCAAAAAAAAAAAGGGGACACCCCUCCCGCACCCUCCCCUGUUGAGCACCCCCUGUGAAAAUUUUCUGGAUACGCCUCUGGGACAAGUUGCAUAACUCUGGUUGUCAUUUUUACGGAAUAAUGGCCCUUUUUUGACUUAGUAACUUUGAAUAUAUGGUUAAAUUUUGUAUUUCGAUCCACUUUACUUCUAAAUUAUCAAGGCUAUUGCUUUCAAAGUUCAAAUACUUUCAUGCUAUCAUGAGGUUACUGUACCUGGCAAGUUGAAUUUUACCUUGACCUUUGAAUGACCUUGACUCUCAAGGUCAAAUUAUUAAAUUUUGCUAAAAUUGCCAUAACUUCUUUAUUUAUGAUUAGAUUUGAUUAGAUUUGAUCGAUACUUUGACAAAACUACUGUUACCUGACAUACCACAAUAGACU